GAGGAGGAGAGGAGAGAGGGAGACAGAGGCGAGGAGAGAUACGAGGAACACGGCAAUGCGUUCAGGAUGAAGACUUAAACCGCUGCUGGUUUUAUUUUUUCCUACAACAAGGACCGCAAAGCGAAUACUUGUGAUAAUCCAGCGUCAGCACAUCUGUGAGGAGAGGUAAAAGUGAGGUCCGACGUCGCACUCCUCUUGCGCCCGGCGCGCCUCGGUGUCACCGCGCACAGAAAUCCUGGAUGAGCACAAAGUAUAAAGCUUCAGCACCUGAGGAGAGGACAGCUCCACUCUGUGUGCUCCUCCGGACAUCCUGUCCGAAAACUCCGCUACAGAUUUUAAUAUCAACACUUCCAGUCUGACUCUCCGCUUCACAAGUCUGGAAGAAGUCUAAAGACCCGCUGACGGAGAGAUCCGCGACUGACUGUGUGCUCAAUAUGUACCAGGGGCAUUUACAGGGGAAAGACUCUAGGGCUGCAGAUAAGACUGUUGCCAUGGUCCUGAAGGAGAUACCAAGUAAGGCGUCAUCAGAAGGGAAGCCCCUCCUCACAGUGACUACCAAGCUGGUGAGUGAGCAACAAGAGAGCCGCCCGCUUUUAAGUCCCUCCAUCGACGAUUUUCUCUGCGAGACCAAGUGUGAUGGGGUGUCCCGCCCAGUGACUUCCAACACAGCAGUUCUGUCUUCAACACUGGACCUGCUGGAUCUCAGUGAACCUGGCGAGAGGAGGAGCAGCAAGGACAAAAGGAGCCCCCUGUCAUCCCGGGGCAACAGCCAGAAGAACAACUCUCACAGGAAGAAGACGGAUGAAACGGAGCUGAUCCAGGUGGAAGUUGAACAGACAGGACCGAGCAUGAGGACCCCGGAGAGAGCGUCAUUAGACUCAGUUACUAUUGGUUCCCCGUUGGAUAAAUGGGAAGAGCUGAACCCCAACCCUGAGAGGAAUGGGAACAGGAAAUGGAAGUUGGAGAGACGACGUUCUUCUAAAAACUCGUCCAAUGAGUUUCUUUGGUCCAUAGACUGUAAAACCCAAUUAGAGCCACUGAACAAGAACUCCUUGGAAGCGAACACCAAAGUGGAGCCUGAGUCUGCCCUAGCAUCUCAACUCAACAGGCAGUAUAUUAGUGGAAGACAUGCUCGCUUAAACAAGGAGCAGCGGUGGGGCAGCGCCCUCCUGUCCAGACAUCAGUCCCUGGAGGAGGAGUUUGAGCGAGCCAAGGCUGCUGUUGAGUCAGAUACAGAGUUCUGGGAUAAGAUGCAGGCAGAAUGGGAAGAGCUCGCUCGGCGGAACUGGCUGACAGAAAACGAGCAGGCGCAGAUUCCCUCCUCUGUCUCUCCACAUGAGAAGGGUUACUACUUCCACACAGAUAAUCCUUAUAAAGACUUGCCUAACGCAUUUGAAGAGGGACUAAAGAAGUCUCGAGAGGGAGACUUGCCAAAUGCUGUGCUUAUGCUGGAAGGAGCUGUCUUGCAGGACCCUCAAGAUUCAGAGGCUUGGCAAGUGUUGGGGACCACGCAAGCUGAAAAUGAGAAUGAGCAGGCUGCGAUCGUCUCCCUCCAGAGGUGUUUGGAGCUCCACCCAAACAACCUCCAAGCCCUCAUGGCCCUGGCAGUGAGCCUGACCAACACUGGUAUGCGACAUGAUGCCUGCGAGGCCCUGCUCCGCUGGCUGCGACACAAUCCAAAGUACAAGCACUUAUUGAAGGGCAAAACGCACCUCAUAGGAUCCCCAAACUCUCAACGCAGGAUGUCUACCGCUCUCAACAUGGGCAGACAUGAAAGCUCCAUGCUACCCGAGGUCAAGGAGCUCUUCCUGGAAGCAGUUCAGCACAACUCUGACAGCAUCGACCCGGAUUUGCAGACAGGCCUUGGGGUGCUCUACAACCUCAGCGGAGAAUUCAACAAAGCUGUAGAGUCCUUCAAUACAGCCCUGUCAGUGCGGCCUGAGGACUACUUGUUGUGGAACCGCCUGGGGGCCACGCUGGCAAAUGGGGACCGGAGUGAGGAGGCAGUGGAGGCUUACACGCGAGCCCUGGAGCUGCAGCCAGGGUUUAUCAGGUCCCGCUACAACCUAGGCAUCAGCUGCAUUAACCUGGGGGCACACAGAGAGGCGGCCAGUAACUUCCUGACUGCCUUAAGCCUUCAGAGGAAAAGCCGGAGUCGCCAGCAGUCCCAUCAGGUGAUGUCUGGAAACAUCUGGGCGGCUCUGAGGAUAGCUUUAUCCAUGAUGGACCAGCCCGAACUCUUCCAGGCUGCAAACAUUGGCGACCUGGAUCUUCUCAUGCGGGCCUUCAACCUAGACAUUUGAGGAAUGGGAGGUAGUGACAAUAGCAGCUCCCCCCUUCACUUACUCUUCAAUUUCUACCCAACAGCCAAAAGCCCAAAGUGCACACAUCAGAGCGGAUCAGAUCUGAUGUUAGAGACGUAGAGUAGUGUGGUUUUUAUGCACGUCCAAAUUAACUGCCGUCGUCAAAGUUGUCACAUUUUUCGCCCAAGUACCUUGGAGCGGUUCUGAGGACAGGUUCUUCCAAGUGCUUGAAGUGACUGCUUUGUGAUGGAUUUGCACUGCAAUUUGUGAUUUCCCUGAAGAGCACAAGGACGGGCAAAGAUUGUACGAGCAAUGCCUUAGAGAACACAUCAAUUAAAAACUGACUCAUCCAGUGGAACAGAGCUGAGCCAGGAGAGACAGGCAGACAGACAGCUCGAGAAUCUCACACAGGAACCCUCACAUGCUGUUUGCAGAGAAAAGAUGAGGUUUUGAGAAAGAAUGAGAAAUGAAAAAAAAAAGGUUUUGUUAUCCAAGUAGUUUCUAGGACUCAAGUCUGUCUCGCCCUCCUGAAGGAUGGAUUUAGUGAGCAAAUGAUAAAGACGGCACCGUAUGACCUGAAGUUCGAAAUUCUGUUCCUGGCUUGUUUUCAUCCUCUUUCAAUGGAGAAUAAUGAUACUGCAUGAAUAAGCAUUUUCAUAAAUGGAUUUCUUGUUUAAAAUUAACAUAUUUUAGAAGUUUUCCCUUUGCACUUCAGACAAACAGAUACCUUCCUCAACCCAAGUGGAAUGUGCAAGCCAGGUUGUAAAGCCUUACUCAAAUGCAUGCGGGCAACAAUAUUUAUUUAUACUAUUUUUAUGGCAACACAAAAACACUAAGCCAUUUUCAGACUGGUUUUGAAUUCUUUAAAUAACUGCCAUCUUCUGAACUUGAAAGCUUUCUGAGCCAUUAUUUUUUUUGUUUUGUUGUUGUUGUUUUCUUUUGUUUUGGCUCCUAGCUUCUCUUUGUUCCCUUUAUGCUGAAUGGUUAGAGAAAUACACACAAAGCCGGGCAACAUUGAUCUUUAAAACCUUCAUUAGUGUGGAAACUUUCAAACUUUCUCAUAUGAACAAAAGUCGUUACAGGUCUAAAAAUAUCUCUUUCAUCUUCUGGGAUGGCUUUAGUAGCCCUCACAUUUGAUGUAACCACCCAAAUCUCAUUUUCCCAACUGUAUUCAUUUCAAUACAGUGUAAUAACAUUACAGGUAAUAGAUGUGUAGCUGCAAGCCAAGACCUAAGCAAGCCUGGGGUAUUUCCUAAUGCAGUCAUUUGUAUCUUCGCUGUGCCUCCGCAGGCAGCGAACCUCAUACAUUUAAUUAAAUUAGUCUGCCUCAGCCAUCAUGCAUGAUUUAAAUAUUUAUGUAAGCUUGGGCAGAAUGCCGCACAUAUUUGAAAAGCUAUUUGUUCGACCAUCUGCAGACUUCAAUUCACAUGAAGACAUUAAGUUAUCAUGCAUCUGCAAAACACAUGAUUUUAUGGAGCCAGUUAUUUGAGAUGAUUCCUCCACAUCACCACACAAGCAAAGCUUUUAAACAUGCUUUUUUGGCUUCUCGAGCAUCACUGCUGCUAGUUUGAAAAUGAAGUGAACAUCACGUUUCUUGCUGUGCGACAAAGUAAAUGAUAGAUAAUCUGCUGUUCUGAAUAGCUCAGCACCCUGGUGUUGAAAAGACGUGUGCACAGUUUUGGCUGCGCUGCUGUAGAAAGCAGGUUUUUAUUCACAGAUCCUAUGCAAAAGGUCAUGUUUUAUGUUGCCAUACUGAAUUGUCAGUUUGUCCCCAUCUGCCUCGGUGGACCAAAAGGAAGUGGUGAUUCUGUGCUUUGAAAGAACGCUAUCAGGGGAAACCAGAGACCAGUACCAGAGCCAUUCAUCUUCCAAACUGUACAGCUUUGAUGUCAUGGUCUGUAUGAGAAGAAGUGUUUCAUUAGGAAGCUGGGGGAGAACAAAAACAAGUGUGCUUUUUCAUGAGAGAAGUGUGGUCAGUGGAUGCACAAACAGCAUCCACUGAAAGUGUAGCCUUCAUGUUUUAUAACCCCGCGGUGCGGCGAUCUGACCCCGCACCUGCCGAAUUCACUGACGUACAUCAAGCUCUGCUAUCAGAUCCAUGUUUUAUUUCACAAGCCACUGCACAUGUUCUCUUUGAAACUCACCUCAAAUACACUUUGAGAGGGGAAACUAAAGUGCAGAGGUAACAAACUGUAACUGUUGUCCAACCGGUCACAUUAAUAUGUUAUCCACUUUCAACGUAAUGAGUAAGAUGAUAUUUCAGGCUGAAACAGAUGAGUAGCUACUGCAGUCAGAUACUUUAAAAAAAAUGUUGGCAGAGAUUCUCUGUGGCCAACCAUGAUGUUUAAUAGAUCAAGGAGGCAGAGGAGCCCAGCGAGACACAGCACAUAUGUGCAUGCCACUAACAAUCUGCAUCAGAGGGGGGCUGACAGUGGACUGCACAAUGACAAAGGCAACGAGGCCAAAGCAGAAGCGGAGGCACAAAUUUAUUCAGAGAUUUCAUGAUUAAAGACUUGGCAAUGUAGCUUUUGUUUUUCACUGGAAUAAUAUGGGUGAUAUCCAGUAGUCCAUCAGUGAUAUCCUGUUGAAUAUUUCAUCAUCUUUCAAUUACUAAAUAAGUUAUCUUCAGCAGCAUAGAUGGAACCAGUCAGUCUGUCUGCCCACAACUUUGCUUCAGGCAGAAAUAUCUCAGCAGCUGUUUGAUGGAUUGCCAUGAAAUUUAGCGCAGGAAUUCAUGUUCACCAGGGGAUGCCUCCUGCUGACUGGGGUGAUCCUAAGACUUUUGCUUUAGUGCCACAAAAAGUAGGGAUGGGAACCAAAUUGUCUUGGCAUUGUAUGCCUCUGAGGUUAUCAGUUUCUUUUAUCGAUGCUGGCAUGUUUUUCUAACAGCUGUGCAUUGCUAAACAAUGACGUUAAACUCAUGCAUCUACGCUGCUGGAAGCUUGGAGCAAGAUGGAGCCAUGGUGGAGAGGAAGAAAGUGUGGCUUCAUUUUAUGAAGAUGACAACAGUGUUUCUUGUAAUGUCUGUAAAAUGAUAAUUCCAAGUAAGGGUGGAUACAUCGCAACAUGAGUUUAAAGACAUACUAUACAGAAUUUUCCCUAAAAACCAGAAGUAAUCCCUCUCAGUCAUCACUUAACACUAGAGUGUGUGGUGGUGUAUUUUUCUGCCCUCUGCCACUGCCUCUCAACCAAGCAGGACGUCUAUUGCUGAGGAGAAAUAUCCUCUGUAUAACAUUAUUAACAUUUUAUCAACAUUAGCAUCAAGCAGGGAGGUUUAGCAGAUUCUUUUGUCUCAGAAUACCAAAACGAAAACAAAUGCUGUACAAACAGGCUAUUCUCCUUAUUUCAUUCAUUUCAUAUGAUCAAUACGUCUGCUCUGAUGCUGAAAACCUGUGUGCACCUACUGUUUUCCACACAGAAAACUGAUCAGGACUCAAUAAGGGAACUGAUAAACAAUUAGAGGAAUAAACAAAAUCGAUAAUGGCUUUGGUAUCAAUAAAAUCUUAUCAAUUCCCAUCCCUAACCAUUAGUGAAAUAUCUAAACUACUGCAUAGAUCACCAUGAAAUGUGGCACAGACAUUCCUGCCCUCCUCAGGAUGGAUUUUAAUAACUUUUUUUUUAUCUCACAUCACCAUCAGGUCAAAAUUUAAAUGUGUCCAAUACCUGCGAAGCUAAUUAUAUUCUCAUCAGCCUCAGCUUUACUUUGCGUUUAGUGCUAAAUAACAACUGCUAGUAUGCUAAACAUUAGCAUGUUAGCAUUGUUGCAGCACCACUGUGCAGCCUCACAGAGCCCCGAGCAUGGCUGCAGACUCUUGCUUGCAUCUAUGUUCCAGCUGCUCCCACUGUACAUCUGUUUCAGCCAAGCUUCUGUUGACAUCCACCUCAGUUUUUUAUGGUGUGUGUACAAACGCUGCCGGCUAGAGGCUCACUGAGCCAGCGUGCUGAGCACUGUUCCCAAGACUGUUUCAUUUGUAUCAGAUUAGAGUCUUAGCACAUCCAAGACAAGCUUCCACCCACUUUUCUUUCCAUAAACCCAGUGUACUUGUUAUAGUUCCCUGAGAAACUGUUGAGCGUCUUGGGAGUUAUUCUUCAGGCCAGUAUCCCUCCUGUUUUUAAAAAUGAACACAUACUCUGUCCCUGGUCCUCCCAGCUGUCUUAUGUGUCAACAGUGAACUGUAGAAACUCAAAAACAUGAUGUCUGGUAAGUUGUGAUUUCCAAAUCAACUCUAGUUUUCUUAUAUGAGGUUGUAGGCCUUCGCUUUUUUGCAUUUCAAGAUACUGUAGUUGUGUUAAAAAUGAGAAACUUAUUUUUUUAAAGAAACUUUAAAUUGCUGGCUUAAAGUCUAAACUUUUACUGUGCACAUCAUACUGCAGCGCAUUGACAUAGGAUGCCUGGUGGCAGAUUUCUUUUUGUUGAACCUACCUACCGUACCUUCUCAGGUGAACUGACCUAGCUUAACGCAUGCUCCUGAGGAACAGAUGGAGGUUGAUCGCAUGCUAGAUCCUCUACAUUUGUUUUUUUUCUGGAUGCUAUUUUCAUUUGUAUGCAUGAAAAAAAUGGAAGUGCUUUCUUUUGCUCCCACUAAUGUAGAGAAAUGAAAUAUAUCAUGAGGUUUCCUUACAAUAUUUCUACAAUGCACUUUUAAAAUCUGCAACCUUGACGAGAAGUGAUGUAUAUAUUCAGUUAUAUAUUCUACACCAGAUGCUUUUUCUUGCAUAGAACGAGCGAGUGCGCGAGGCUCGAGCAGAGAGAUGAGUGUGAGGCGCAUCACACUUAAAUCUCUUCUGAACGUGCCGACACUUGAGCUUGAAAACUGGUACAUUGCUACCACUGGAUAACUGUAGUUGUAUCCUGUAGAAAUUUUGUAAUUAUGGCUUCGACAAAUUAUAAAUGUGCUGGUGACACUUUUGAUAACCCCACCCAGUACAGCCAUCUGUCUGUUGUUUCUAAAUGCUUUUAGUGUUGAAACAUGAUCAUGCUUAACGUCACAUCAAUGAAAUGUCAUGCACACAUUCAUAAAGCUGCUGUGAAUGAUUCAUAGUUACUUAUUAAUAUCAUAAUUUUAUAAACUGUAAAUCAUUACAGCUUUGUUGGUUCUGGUUACACAUGUAAACAGAACAAAACAUUGAAAUGAGUGAUAUUAACAUGUUCAGCACUGAGUUUACACAGUGUUGCUUUAUAUACAGAGACCCAAAGUGUUCAGAAUUACGUAAAUAAGUAAAUACAUAUGGCAUUGUGGAAUAAAUAAUCAUAUGAAUCAUGAAUAAAAACAGACAUGUAUAUGUAAUGUGACUAUGAAAUGAGGUGCGAAAUAACCACAAAACUCAGCAUAUUAUUUGGGAUUUUCACAAUAAAAGUCUAUAAAGUAUGGAAAUAUGUUGGAAAACCAGUAUGAAUGAUAUGGGCUGGAAUUAUUUUUUAUUAUAUAACAUGUUUGCAGUACUUCCCAGCAGUGAUAAUGAUAAGAAAAAAAGACUGAUGGAAAAAACACACAUAAAAAAUAAUUAAUUCAAGAUCGGUUUGUUAAAUUUGCCGUUAUGAGUCGAUUAGCUUCGUAGCUACUGUAGCUAGCAGUAGCUCCUCCUGCAACACAAUGUACUGUUGCACGGGGGUGUAAAUCACAAGUUUAACCAUGAUGUGAUAUCAGUUAUUUAAAUGACAAUACAAUAUUUGCUGGUGUCACAAAGUCUGCCAUGAUACGAUUUCAAUUUGGUUUAACUCAAGGGCCAUGGACUAAUAUGACACAUUAUCAAUAAAUAUCAGCAUUGUCUUUUUCUUGGCUGCUUACCAUUAUCCACCUACUGCUAGCCUGUUUAGGAAUAAGGUGCUGGUACAGAAAUGGUGACACAGACGUGCCAUGAGAAUUUCAAAGUAAAGGCAUAUCUAAAAGAUUAUGAUGUGUAUCUGUGUUUUCACUUUGCAGCAUUGAUACUGGAUUGAUGAUCACUGAAUCGAUUUAUCUAUCCAGAUUGAUGUAUCAUUACACCCAUACAUGUUUCAACAAUCCGACUUUUAGUUUGUAGGUGUUUAACGUCUCCUGACAGCCUGCAAUCUGAUACAAUAACAUUUUAUAACUACCACUACUGCUGACAGCAGGCAAGAGAAAAUAUUUUGCACAUUAGAUUUAAGAUAUUUUAGUAUCUUCUAUGGCCUUCUUUAAAAUGUAUUCAUUUAUUUAGAGGAAAUACCUGUAUUUAUGUAAUAAAUUUUGAACACUUUGGAUCUCCAUAUUUAUGAAGCUUUGUGAGUGUGGGUUUAGUCUUCAUGCAUUAAAUAUCAGGUUCUCACAAUAUGAAGCCUUUAUAAAUUGUUAUUAACGGCAUCAUUGGUUGGGGUUAUCAAAGGUUUUCAGUACGUGCUGUGUACAUUUCUUUCUUCACUCCUUUAAUUCAACAUGUGUACAAAGGCAGUUUGCUCUGGGUUAUUUAUCGAUGCAUCAGACGUGUAUGAAUAAAAUGAUAUUUUGAUGAAUGAAGUUAGAAAUUAUAUACUUUAUAUACAGUAUGAAUAACUUAUUGAAACACCUACUAUAAUGCAUAUUACUCUCCCUGUAUAAUCACAAAGAAAGCAUUAGCACCUUUGAAACGUACAAUAUGAAAGUAAUCUUUUAAAAUAAACUGUUGUUAUAUAUUCUACGCUCUCGUGUUUUUAUUUUCCAAAAGAAAAACACUUGAACUGCAGCGUCUUGUUCUUUCGUAAAGAGGCCAAGUCUCAACAAAGGUGGAGUUUAUUAAAUUAUCCAAACAUCGUAAGUAAACAGUGCCACUGAGUAUACUGUCAUGACUCUAUUCACAUACACCUAAGCCACAUUUGGAUAAACGCAUACAUUACAAAAGUCAACUUAAAAUAUUCCCUUCAGGAAAUCUAGGUAAUGAAAACUACAGAAUUGGCACAAACUUGUUUGCAAAAAGGCAACAGAGUAAAAACAGGUGAAGAACCUUUUUUUUUUUU
This is a messenger RNA of Epinephelus fuscoguttatus (brown-marbled grouper), 9255 nucleotides long. RefSeq names its product peroxisomal biogenesis factor 5-like a (gene pex5la). The transcript has 15 exons. Bases 435 to 2303 code for a protein of 622 amino acids. Gene Ontology annotation, biological process: protein import into peroxisome matrix, docking. Gene Ontology annotation, cellular component: cytosol; peroxisomal membrane. Gene Ontology annotation, molecular function: protein binding. The record is from RefSeq and is a predicted model, not a curated record. Lineage: Eukaryota; Metazoa; Chordata; Actinopteri; Perciformes; Serranidae.